AUGAAGGUCCUCAAGAUGUUGUAUAUUGCAGAUGAAGAGAACGAAGAGUACGAACCCUUUACUAACGAUGUCAAAAGCUUAGAAGGUAGAUUGCUGUUCGCAGUACCAAAAAAGGGAAGAUUGUUACAAGCAGCACUCAACCUGCUCGAGGGCGCGGAUAUUCAAUUUCGACGCGAAUCAAGACUCGAUAUAGCUUUAGUCAAAAAUUUACCAAUUGCGCUUGUCUUCCUCCCAGCAGCCGAUAUUCCUACAUUUGUCGGUGAAGGUCGAGUGGAUCUUGGUAUUACUGGACGAGAUACAGUUGCAGAACAUGCCACAGGAGUUGAAACUGAAAAGAGAGUGAAGUCCGAAUCAGGAACUUCAACUCCCGUCGAAGAGGCCAAGGAAGAGGGAUGUGUGGAAGUACUGGAUCUAGGAUUUGGUGCUUGCAAGCUACAAGUUCAAGUACCAGAAAAGGGGCCAUAUGCGAAGCCAUCAGACCUCAUUGGAAAAAACAUUGGUACCAGUUUUGUUAGUCUUUCCGAGGAUUAUUUCCGCGCGCUGGAGGCUGAGGCAGAUGGGAGUGCCCAAACUGGGCGCAAGUUGAAGACGAAGAUUAUUGAGCUUAGCGGCAGUGUUGAGGCUGCAUGCGCUCUUGGAGUCGCUGACGGAAUCGUGGAUCUGGUUGAAUCUGGCGAAACGAUGAAAGCAGCUGGAUUAAUGGCCAUCGAUACUGUUGUCUCGAGUACAGCAGUUCUCGUAAAAUCCAAGAAUCCAUCCAAUCCAGCAUUGGUAGAUCUUAUUGCUUCCCGCAUUCGAGGUGUCAUCACUGCACAAAAAUACGUCUUGUGCCAAUACAAUGUUCAACGAACGUUCCUCGCAGAUGCAGUCAAAAUAACCCCUGGAAAACGUGCACCCACAAUCAACGCCCUGGAAGAGGAAGGUUGGGUAGCUGUCAGUUCGAUGGUGGAGAAGAAGAAGAUCGCUGUGGUCAUGGAUGAAUUGACGGCAGUCGGAGCAACGGAUAUUCUGAUUCUUAAUAUUGCAAAUACGAGAGCUGGGUGA
Molecule: messenger RNA, 1044 nt
Organism: Sclerotinia borealis F-4128
Lineage: Eukaryota; Fungi; Ascomycota; Leotiomycetes; Helotiales; Sclerotiniaceae
Source: the annotation of a GenBank genome assembly